Molecule: messenger RNA, 4672 nt
Organism: Gadus chalcogrammus (walleye pollock)
Lineage: Eukaryota; Metazoa; Chordata; Actinopteri; Gadiformes; Gadidae
Exons: 1
Coding region: 269-4189 (1306 amino acids)
Biological process (GO): DNA integration
Molecular function (GO): zinc ion binding; nucleic acid binding
Source: RefSeq, a predicted model, not a curated record
UUAGAGGUAAUACGGUAAUACGUUGGAACGUUCUGUAUACAUGUAACCUAGGCAACGAGUGGGGGGAGGCCAUUAAAAGAACGGAGUUCAUACCAUGCAGUCACGUCUCUACGAGUCUCCUUGAUAUCUUAAUAUGUGUUGCAAGGCCAACUGAACAUGGUGUCAGAAGUGAAGACAGUGAGCUGCAAAGUGUUAGUGGUAUUCGCUGAGUUAGGUUAGAUAAGCCAGUCAGUGAGUUAGCGUUAGCAGCUUGACGGCGGGAGCAACGAUGGCUCAGUACCAAGUUAAGCCUCCGGAGCCGUUUUCGUUCAAGGCAGAAGAGUGGACGAAAUGGAUAAAACGAUUCGACAGAUUUCGCAUCGCGUCUGGAAUGGACGCUCAGGACGAGGAAAAUCAGGUCAAUGCGUUGAUUUACACAAUGGGAGAACAAGCAGAGGACAUUGUAGUUUCUCUACAUUUAAACGCAGAAGAGGCGGGAGACUAUGGUACCGUGAAAAAUAAGCUGGACGCACAUUUUGUAACGCGCAGGAACAUUAUAUUCGAACGGGCUAAGUUCAACCAGAGGCAACAAGAGGUCGGCGAGUCAGCAGACAGCUUCCACACCGCGCUGCAUUGCCUUGCUGAGUACUGCGGAUACGGUGCUCUACACGACGAAAUGGUGAGAGAUCGUCUAGUCGUGGGCCUGAGGGAUAAACGCCUUUCAGAACAGUUGCAGAUGGACCCUGAACUGACGUUGGAGAAGGCAAUUAACAAGGCACGACAAAGUGAGCAGGUAAAGAAGCAACUUGAAAUGCUAAAAACAAACUUUAAAGCAGAAGCCAGUAGCACUCAGCUAGACAGUAUGCAAUCGUGGCAGCGCAGCGGCUCAAAGCAAAGCAUGCAGCGAGAUAGGCAGACAUUUCAUAAAAAGACACUGGAAAGACAAACACAAUGUAACAGAUGCGGGGACACACGAGGGCAUCAUCCGCAGCAGUGUCCAGCUAGAGAGGCUGUGUGUAACCAGUGCCGAAAGAAAGGACAUUAUGCUAGAGUCUGCCAAGCUAAAAAGAAACCGGGAGUUCAUGUAGCUGCAGUGACUGAGGAAGACAGCGAUGAGGAAUACAGCGAUGAGGACGUCGCGUUCUUGGGCUCUGUGGAGUCCACAGGUGCCUGCCCAUGGAUGACAGAGGUUAGGGUGGACAAUCAAAAAUCAGUGUUUAAGAUAGACACUGGAGCAGAUGUCACUGCAAUCCCAGCAAAGUUGUACACCCAGGGCCAGUUCAGCAAACUUUCCAGAGCCACAAAGACUCUUUAUGGACCAGGAGGGACAGCAUUAAAGGUGAAUGGAAAAUUUACAGCUACUCUCAGUAAGGGUAACAAAAGCACACAAGAGGAAGUUUAUGUUGUUGAUGGGCUACGUACGCCACUCCUGGGUGGACUAGCCGCCAUGACACUUCAACUGGUUGCUCGUGUGAAUAACAUAGGCCUGGAUACUAAAGAGACUGUGAAAAGAGAGUUUCCAAAUCUUUUCUCUGGACUAGGGAAAAUGGAGGGAGAGUACACCAUUGUGCUGAAGCCUGGAGCAAAGCCCUUUUCUCUCUCGACCCCGCGACGCAUAUCCCUCCCACUCAUGCCAAAGGUGAGAGAAGAGCUCACUCGCAUGGAGCAGCAAGGAGUGAUUUCAAAGGUGGAGGAGCCUACAGCAUGGUGUGCACCCAUGGUUGUGGUGCCCAAGAGCUCUGGCAGAGUCAGGAUUUGCACCGACCUCACGGAGCUGAACAGGUCAGUGAUGAGGGAGAAGCAUCCGCUACCAUCUGUUGAGCACACUUUAGGACAGCUUGCAGGAGCCAAGAUCUUUUCUAAACUCGAUGCCAAUGCUGGAUUCUGGCAGAUUCCGCUGUCCGAAGAAUCCUCUCUUCUCACCACCUUCAUAACACCAUUUGGGCGGUACUGCUACAACCGUCUCUGUUUUGGAAUUUCGUCCGCUCCAGAGCACUUCCAAAAACGCAUGUCUCGUAUCCUGGAGGGCCUGGAAGGUGUUGUAUGUCAGAUGGACGAUGUGCUCAUAUGGGGUGCCACGCAGAGUGAGCAUGAUGAGAGGCUAAGGAAGACAUUGACACGUCUGCAGGAGGCAGGGGUGACACUCAAUGACAAAUGUGACUUCUCAAAGAGCAGGAUAAAGUUCCUGGGACAACUUAUCGACGCCACUGGAGUCAGUGCAGACCCUGACAAGGUGGGCGCUGUGAAAGCCAUGGCAGAGCCCAGUAAUGUCAGUGAGGUGAGGCGCUUCUUGGGAAUGACCAAUCAUCUGGGAAAAUUCCUGCCUCACCUGGCGGAGAAAACGCGCCCUCUCAGAGAUCUAUUGAGGAAAUCAAACAUGUGGGCCUGGGGUCCACAACAGCAGCAAGCCUUUGAACAGAUUAAGGCUGAGCUUACAACACCGCCGGGUCUUGCCUUGUAUGACCCAAAUGCAGACACACUUGUCUCAGCAGAUUCAUCUUCAUACGGCAUGGGUGCUGUUCUCCUCCAGCGACGAAAUGGAAAAGACUGGAAGCCGGUGGCAUAUGCUUCGAGAGCCCUGAGCAACACGGAACAGCGGUAUGCUCAAAUCGAAAAAGAAGCUUUAGCCACAACAUGGGCCUGUGAGAGAUUUGCAGAGUUCCUUAUAGGAAAGGACUUCCACGUAGAGACAGAUCACAAGCCUUUGGUUCCCCUGCUAGGCUCAAAGAGUCUGGAUGAACUGCCACCUCGCAUACAGCGUCUACGUAUGCGGCUGAUGAGGUUCUCUUACACCAUCUCACAUGUGCCAGGCAAGGACAUCGCCACCGCUGACGUGCUCUCCAGAGCGCCAAUCGAGAACACAGCGGAGGGCUUACAGGAAGAAGAGGUGAGCCUGUACGUGGACACUGUGAUGGCAAACCUGCCAGCUACAGACAAAAGACUUAAAGAAAUAGAAACACAUCAGGACAAAGACACUGUAUCCCACACACUGAAGAGAUACUGCAAGGAGGGCUGGCCUGAUAAAUUCUCCAUACAAACAGCAUUCCGUCCCUACCUGCCGUUCUCAGGUGAGCUAACAGUUAAUGAGGGUUUGCUACUUUACGGCUGUAGAAUAGUAAUUCCAGUGUCACUUAGAGCAGAGAUGCUGAACAAACUGCAUGAGGGCCACCUGGGACUCACUAAAUGCAGAGAGAGGGCCAAGCAAUCUGUGUGGUGGCCAGGCCUUAGCAAAGACCUGACACAACUGAUAGAGAACUGUGAUGUUUGCAGUCGGGAGAGAACCAACUUUAGAGAAACACUGCAACCCACUGAGUUCCCAGCAAGACCAUGGUCCACUGUGGGGGCAGAUCUAUUUCAGACAGAAAAUAAUAAGCACUAUCUGGUCAUUGUAGACUAUUUUUCCAGAUUCUUUGAAGUAGCCAAACUCACUUAUACAACAUCUGAGGCGGUGGUGGAGCACUUCAAAUCCAUAUUUGCACGUCAUGGCAUACCAGAUGUGGUGCGCUCAGACAAUGGGCCACAAUUUGCAUCCGAGUACUUCAGGAAGUUUGCACGAGAGUGGGGUUUCAGUCAUGUCACAUCCAGCCCCCACUUCCCACAAAGCAACGGUGAGGCCGAGCGGGCCGUUAGGACAAUCAAGGGUAUCCUGAAGAAAUCCAGUGACCCUUACCUUGGCCUCAUGGCCUACCGGGCCGCUCCUCUGGCGAACGGACACAGUCCAGCAGAGCUCCUCAUGGGCAGAAACAUUAGAACACCUGUCCCUGUCAUCCCAUCUCAGCUUAACCCGGGCUGGACAGACAUGAACAGUCUAAAAAUAAUUGAACAAGCAUACAGACAGAAGCAGAAACUGAACUACGACCGUCGUCACAGAGCUCGAAACCUGCCACUCCUCCGACAAGGUGACCAUGUGUGGGUCAAGGACAUCCUUGAGAGAGGCACAGUGGUGUCAAAUGCAGGCACUCCAAGAUCCUACAAUGUGGAGACACCUAGGGGCACGUUGCGAAGAAACAGGUACCAUCUCUCGCCCACCCCUAUUGCACCAGCAACACGCACCGACUUACCUGAGGAUGGUGCAUCCACUGCGGUGAACACACCUGUCACACCUGCAAAUCCUUGUGACUCGGGGCAGCAGACACCAGUAAAAGAAGGACCUGUCCCUUCCAGAGUGAGAGUACCACCAGUGUACCUAAAAGACUAUGACUGUACCUAAAAGACUAAGUCCAUGACUGAAGAGAAAAGAGAAAGUGAUGUGCAAAUGUUGUAAAUGUUGUUGAUGCUUGUUAGAGUAUCUAUUUGUUGAAAUUGAAAAUGCAACUGUUUACAUUUGACAUGAUUUCAUAGUUCCAGUAAGACUGACAUAAAGGUUAAAAGUUUGAGAUUAACAUAAAACAGUCUUAGUUUAAAAACCUGUUUGCUUGAAAAGAUGCAAGUGUUUAGUUUAACUCUCAAGAGGAGUGAAAGAAAUAAUUAAUGUUUUAUUAACAGGAGUUUUAUUGUUUUGUUAUGCAUUUUCUAAGACAGCAUCCUUAAGUCAGAAAGGGGGAUGUAGUAUUAGAGGUAAUACGUUGGAACGUUCUGUAUACAUGUAACCUAGGCAACGAGUGGGGGGAGGCCAUUAAAAGAACGGAGUUCAUACCAUGCAGUCACGUCUCUACGAGUCUCCUUGAUAUCUUAAUAUGUGUUGCAAGGCCAA